AUGACUGGGCGCAGUUUCUGUUUGUUAACUUGAAAGUGAAGCACACAUCUAAACUGUUUAAAAGAUAAGGGUGGAAACUUAACAGGAGUCAAAAGUGAAAAGAAGACCACAUAUCUGUGAAAAGUCAACUGCCUAAGAAGACCAUGGAGCUGGGGCAGUAUAUAAUUAUUGGUAUUUGUGCUGUAAAUGUGGUUUGGGGAUGCCCCCAGCAAUGCCACUGCAAAGACAAUGCUACUUCUUGCAUGGGCUAUAGCAUUAAAGACUUUCCAUCCCCUAUUCCAUCAACAACAAAGUCUAUACACAUUUCAUAUACAAACAUAUCUUCACUGAAACCUGCUGAUUUUGAUGCAUUUUCUGAAACUCUGACAAAAAUCACAAUCAAUAAUUCGAGGAUAAAUGAGGUACGACGUCACACAUUUGACAAGACACACAAACUCACCACUAUAGUGUGUUCAGGAACUGAGUUGGUUUCUCUACCAGAGGACUUGUUUCAGAAACUACGCUCUCUCACCUUUCUGAUGCUGAGCAACAACAAACUAAAUGAACUCCCUCCAUCCCUGCUAACAUCUCUUCAGUCUCUGAAAAUCUUAGACUUAAGCAAAAACAACUUGAGUUCUAUUCCAGAGAAUGCGUUUCAGGAUCUAAUUCACUUGGAGAAGCUUAUACUGCAGAGAAAUGGCAUCAGACAAUUGCAGAAUGGAACUUUCCAUGGACUUACCAAGCUUAAAAUCUUGUCCCUUCAAAAUAACAACCUAAAGGUGAUCCCAGGCAAUGCAUUUGAGGACCUGGUAAAUCUGGAGACCUUGCAUCUGCAGAACAAUGUUAUCACAUAUUUACCAGCAGAACUUUUUGGACAUCAGCAGAAGCUCCAGAAACUCUACCUCUCUAAUAAUCAGUUGUCUUUCCUUCCUGAAGGCAUCUUCUUGAAACUCCCUAAUCUACAGCGGAUCUCACUUUACGACAACCAGCUGCAGAGUCUAUCUAUUAACACCUUUGGGCCCAUGUUACUGCAGGACCUGUGGCUGUAUGACAACAUGUUAACCCGGCUUGAGGAAAAUGUAUUUAGCAAUUUAACUCAUGUGCAACUUCUGGUGCUGACCAGAAACCAGAUCUCACAUAUCUCUCCUGGUGCAUUCAAUGGAUUGAAUGAGCUGCAAGAAAUUUCUUUGCACACUAAUUGCCUGACGAGCCUUGACGAAAGAGUGUUCAGAGGCCUUCCAAAAUUGGUCAAAAUAUCAUUGGAAAAUAACAAAAUUCAUUCCAUUCCAGAGAAGCUGCUUGAUGGUAUUCAUUACUUAUACCAGCUGGAGCUUCAAAACAACUCUCUAUCGUCUUUACCAAAGACAUUUCUAGACUCAUUAACCAACGUUGGCAGUGUGGUGUUAACUGAAAAUCCAUGGAGAUGUGACCAUGGCAUUGUACCUCUUCAAGACUGGUUAAAGAAAUAUCCAGAUAAAGUAAAAAAUGUCACAUCUGUUGUGUGCUUUAGUCCGUUAGACUUGAGAAACAUCAGUAUAAUAAACCUUUUCAGUCAUCCCCUUCCCACACCCACAUUUACACCCUCAGAUAACUCAGCAGUACUCUUUGAGAAAGCAGAGCUCAUCAUUGGUUCACUGGAAAUGCAUAUGAUCAUCACUGCAGUAGUCUGCACUGUAGCCAUUGUUAGUAUUAUCAUCUGUGUUGUCUGCUGGAGGCGGAACAAACAGGACAGUCAAAAAACUGUAAUAUAAUGUAGAGUUACUAAAACAAAUGUAUGUGGUAACCCCUGGGAUGAUAUCAUAUAAGAUCUUGUAUUCAAUAUAAAAUAAGUACUCAUUUUAAAUUGCUUGUUGCUAAUAGCCUUUCCAAAAUUUAACACUACUGGAAGGAGUUCAAAUGCUUUAUAAAAUGUAAAUGGUUAAAUAUAACCUUCUCAUUUUUAUAACAGAAUUCUGGGUAAAAAUUUGUUUUGUUUAAUGUAGAUUCUCUACAAACAGUCAAAAAAUAUCUAUAGACUGUUAACAACCUAUCAGUUAAUUAACUAAAGUAAGAAACUACAGGGCACAAGUUUAUGUUUGCUGAUGUUAGAUAUUAUAUACACACUCUAUAGAUUACUCUAUAGAUUUGAAAGGCCAAUCAAUCAUGUCUUUAAAAGAAGACCAACUGACAUGUCCCACAACUUGCCAUUACAACCACUAUGACCAUUCCAAAAACUACCACCACAUAAGAAACCACUCAGCCUGCAACUACACCAUCAACCACUUCCUCUUCUACAACAGACGACAACAGAAAGCCUUACAACAAUCACAACUUCAACCACAGUAUCCACCACUAUAGCAACAACCACACCACCAACUACUCCAACCACAGAACCAACCACUGCAUCUACAGCUUUAACCAUCUCAGUGAGAACAGUUGCAACUCCAGAGGCCACAACUACUACACACUGUACAACACGCACAAUAAGGAAAACAACACCAGCCUCCACAGCCCCAGGACAUUUCUCUGUAGUAGUUACUCCAACUCUCAGCAUCCCUCUCCUUGCAUGUUCUCUGUUUGUUACUGUAUGUAGUAGCAUAUGGAGAUGCUAUAAAAUAAGAUCAUGCAUUUAACAUAAAAUAUGCACUAAUUUAAAAGUACUUCUUGACAGUAGCCUUUCACAAAAUGGAAAGAUUGGCACAGAUUUUUUUUAUUAUUUUUUUAAGGCUUGCUGUGUUUAAACGUGUUUAAAAGUUAUUUUUGAUUUUAUUUUUAAUUUCUUUUUUAUUUCUUUUUUUUUUUGGUACCUAAGUUCUAGGUACUAGCCAGCUAAGCAGGGUCACUAGUUAUUUUAAGUGGAACAACAAUUUAAUUUGACAAAAGUGCCUGACAGGUUAUUAAGUAUUUACAAAAAAUAUAUAUAUUUUAUAUUUUAUUUUACCACAAGUAUAAGCAGUAAACUGGAAAAGCCUCAAAAUACUGGAAAGUUAUUUAUCCUAACAAAUACAUAUGAGUCAAAACUUUUUGUAGAAAAUUGAUUGUGAAUAUAAUUCUUUUCUUACUACCUUGUUACUCUAAAUACAUAAUCAAUGAUGAGGUAUUUUACUUUCUACAUUUCUACUUAAAGACUUGUCAGGCAUUGUGGUAUGAUUAAGUUGGUGCUUAUUAUUGUAUUAAAAAAGUUAUCUAUUUAUCAUAUACAACAUAUCUAUUAUGUUUUUGAUGUACCUUAGUUAAAGCAUAAUUGUAGCACUUUCUUAUCCAGUUAAUACAUAGAGCCAAGUUUAAAAAAUAAAAGAUGUUUGUGCAUGCUCCUGAUUUAAUGAUACAUACAUUAUAUUUAGUAAAACAAACACACACAAAACAUCGAUUUUCAAAUAUUUUUUCAGACAAUUAAUGGCUGACUGUCAGGGAUUAACUGCAAAAACAGAAGCAAGUGUGACAGUCGAAGUCUCCAGAAGAACUGUGCCAGGUUCUCCAAGAUGGUUUAACAAAACUUACCAGCCAAUUUCCUUAUAAAACUGCACAAAAUUUACCUGAGACUACUCAGGCAUUUUUAAAGACAAAGCCUUGUCACACCAGAUGUUGAUUUUGUUUAGGUUAAACUGGUUACUGCUCCUUACAGAAGCUUUAUUUAUGUCGAAAACAUUUACUUGUAUUCUUUUUAAGGCAUCUUUACAGCAUUUCUUUACAUGUGCCUAAGACUUUUGCAUAGUAUUGUGUAUAUAUUCGAAGAAAAUGAAUGCAGUAACAUUGCCUUUUCAUUUUGUAUAUGCUUCUUAAUACAUAUAAACUGUGUAUAUUUCUGUGUGGGUUGUUUAUGCUGGUUUGCAUGAGUCUAUGAAAUGGAUUAAAGAAACUAACAUGCUAAUUGUACUGAUCCUUA
Pangasianodon hypophthalmus (striped catfish) is the source of this 3844-nucleotide messenger RNA. RefSeq names its product leucine-rich repeat-containing protein 15-like. Gene Ontology annotation, cellular component: extracellular matrix. Lineage: Eukaryota; Metazoa; Chordata; Actinopteri; Siluriformes; Pangasiidae. Bases 144 to 1730 code for a protein of 528 amino acids. Gene Ontology annotation, molecular function: protein binding. The transcript is spliced from 2 exons. The record is from RefSeq and is a predicted model, not a curated record.